GCGCAGUCACAGUUACAGUGACUAGCAACAGGUGGCAACGCUGUAAGCCUCGGCUGAAUCAUGGAAGCAACAACAGCUGAUUCUACAACGUGCGGCAAACACGAAAAUAUACAGCGACGCGAUGAAGUUCGUUAUUAAAAGUAUUAGUAAAAACUCUGGUCGACUGGGCCAACUGCGGAUUAAAGAAAGCCAAGAGCUGGCCACGCCGCUGUUGAUGCAAACAACCAAAGGCGGCAGCAUUCCAUAUCUCACAGCCGAUGCUUUCGAAAUGGUCAGCAAUGAGCACCAACUGCUCCAACUCACACUGUCCACCAUGGAUCAAAUGGCAGAGUCGCUGGCGCAGUGGACUCGGCCCCUAAGUGACUAUGUUGGCUUGCCCGGUCACAACACAGUGUUGAUGCUUCGUGAUCCGUGUGAAACAACUCCCGCCGGCGGAAAUGAUCGGGAUGUGAUGCCGUUGUUCACGCGACGCGGCAAGGAAUCCCUAACGGCCACGCAGUAUAUGGAGAUGGUGGCCAAGUUCGCGCCUGAUGUCUACCAAGGCUUGUGCGAUGCUGACACCAAUCCAGAGAGCACUAAGAAGCGUGUACAGAAAUCUGUGGAUCGCACCGAGCGUUUCAUGAACGAAUGCUAUGCGCUGCAUGGAAAAGAGCAGCGAUUGGCCAACUCCACGUUACUGGCUCCCAUUGUGGGUGGCUACAACACCUUUGCACGUACACAAUCCAUCAAGCAUGCAAAAGAACAACCAGCUGGAAGUUAUGGUGGCUACAUUCUCGAAGGAUUCCAUACGAAUGGCUUGGCAGCAACGACGUUACCGGCGGCACAGCUGUUGCUCAUUGUGGAGCAUUGUCUGCAGCAGCUGGAGGAUGACAAGCCGCGUCUAAUGCCAGGCGCAUUUACGCCUUUAUUGACGCUGGAGCUGAUUAGCAGAGGCGUUGAUGUAUUCGACACUUCGUAUGCUUAUUGCGCCGCAGCCAACUACAAAGCCUUGACGUUCAGUUACACCAAGGAUGCAGUGCAGCAUGCGGCGUUCUUGGAUCUGACGGAUGAUGAGAUAAAAGAGCAGUUUACGCCUCUGCUUAGUGGUUGCAGUUGUUUAGCGUGUAGCAAACACACGCGUGCCUACAUUCAUCAUUUGUACAAGACACACGAGUUGCUUGGUCCCAUUCUGCUGAUGAUCCACAACUUGCAUCAUUAUUUGGGUUUCUUUGCGGCUAUUCGCAGCAGCAUUGCGGCGGAUCAACUUCCAGAGUUAAUUGAGCAUGUGCGUCUGCAAAAUGCGGGCACCGAGAUCGAUUAUCGCAUCGAGGCUAAUGCCAAAGUGAUCAGCAAGGCGGCCAUGGGCAAGGGAUUCAUUGCAGCGGCCGUUUAACAAUGGUAUUCCGCAUUUAAUAAAUUUAAGCUACAAUCACAAAAUUCUGUGUACUACUUAUAAAGUAAACGGUUGCUGCCACAGCGAUUGAUCGGUGCCAUUAACAAUGUGUUGCACCUGGUCGUAGACAGCAUCGUAGGCAUUUCCAGUAACAGAGCGAAUGCGUUCAAUUACCUUCUGCUCCGUUAAAUUGUUUACUUUAUCCUCAUCUGCAAUGGAAAAAUUGUAAUUAGUAUAAAAGUAUCUAAUAAUUAAGAGUACUGGACUCCGCUAGCAAUCAGAACUGGGAAUUUAAUACAUGAAUGAUAAUCAUAGCUCACCUGAAAGUGGAAUGAAUCCAGCCAGUUCGCAGAAUCCCACAUUGAAGGCCGUCACAUCCUUGGACACGCAAAACUUUUCGCGCACAAACACAAAUACUCGGAGAUCGUUGGAGUUCUUUUGCUGUGUGAUGAACAUGUUGUGUGGCAACUUGUUGUUGCACAACCAUUCGGUCAGCUUAUGGAUAUUCUGCACCUUCUCCAUCACCUGUUGCUCAUCAUCUUUGGCCAGAACAACAAAACAAACGGCUUCUGUGGGCGAUUCCUUAUUCAACCGAUAGGCAUAGCCACCGGCAAUCUCCUGCAGAUUCACUUUGUCGAUGUACAACUCUUGUGGCAUGU
Molecule: messenger RNA, 2031 nt
Organism: Drosophila sulfurigaster albostrigata
Lineage: Eukaryota; Metazoa; Arthropoda; Insecta; Diptera; Drosophilidae
Product: queuine tRNA-ribosyltransferase accessory subunit 2
Exons: 2
Coding region: 122-1372 (416 amino acids)
Molecular function (GO): tRNA-guanosine(34) queuine transglycosylase activity
Source: RefSeq, a predicted model, not a curated record